UGCUGUAAACAUGGGUUUCUGAGCUCUGUGAGUCAUGACGUGACUGUUUUGUUUUUAUUUUUAUUAUUAUUUAUUGUGAGAUGAACGACAUUAUGGAGGAGCAGGAGAAUCCAGCAGAAGAGGCCGGUGGGAGCAGGAGCAGCAGGUCCAGACCGGCGGUGGAUGGAGGGGGUGCAGCUCUGGAGAAGAGAGGACCUUAUAUCAUGGCGAAGGUUCCAGCGCUACACACGAAACUACAGAAAUCCAGAGAAAUGGCCAGAAGAGCCUUAAAGAAGAAAAGCUUUACAUCAGGAGGGCGCGCCCUGCAGCAUCCCAGACAGAAAAAUGUAAAGUUUAAUAAAGGAUACGCAGCACUCAGUCAGAACCCGGAGGAGCUGCUGGUGUCUGUGGAUUCUGACGACAGUGAUGUGGAGCUGGAGUACUCGUCUGGAUAUUCCUCCUCAGAGGUUCACCCUGAUCUGAACAGGCAGUUGUUGAAGGACGGUUACCGGCUGGAUGAGAUCCCCGACGACGAGGAUUUGGACCUGAUUCCUCCCAAAUCCGUCGGCUCGUCCGUCUGCUGCUGCUCCGACCGUCUGUCCUGCUGCCUGCAGUGAACCUGCUAACAUGAUGCUAACCUGAUGCUAACAUGAUGCUACAGCGCCCGACUGAGCGCCGGGAUCCGUGUGCUUUAUUUAGGAUCCGUUACUGAGGAACCCAGAAUUCUACUGAGUGUAAAACUCUGUCUGAUGUUACUGAGCUUCCUGUUUUACACACAGAGACUCACGACGUUUGGAGAGCGAGAGAUGUUUUAUUAUUAUUAUUAUUAUUAUAUACUGUAUAUAUUUAGCUUUAGCACUUCUGUUAAUGAUGCUACAGGGAAACUGGACACUGCUGGGAAUUUGGUUCUAGUGUCCCGGUGGGGCGACUGGACGAGCGCAGGGUCACCGGGGCUUUAAAUUCAGCGUACACACCCAGAAUUACUCAACAAGCGAUUGUCAGGUGGUCAGCUGUUUUAUAAUAUUAUAUUAUUAUUAUUAUUAUUUGCUCAAAGGCCGUCCUGAUCAGGGUCUGGUGGGUCUGGAGCGUCCCUAAAAAGUCCUGGUCACAAGUCCAUGUUUGGAGAAGAUCCUGGUUUGCUCGUGCCUUGUUUGAACACGUUUCAGCACCUUGUGUGUGUAUUUAUACGUAAGCGUUCCUUAUGUUUACUUGUUAGCUGCCUUGUGGUGCUAAUACAAGCCGAAACGUUCAGUUUGUUGUCUUGCUUAUAUUGGGUCAUAAUACCAGUCUGUCCAACCCAUAAUCCUGUAACUGGUUCAGUACCAGCUACCCUAAACCAGCAAGUAGCUAAAAAAUAAUCCACCCUCUUUAUUUGUAUGUUACUGGUUCCCAGUUCCAGUCACAAGCACCAAUAGAUGCAUAACGGUUGCUCAUCUAAACUCGCUUAGUUUUCCUCCCAAUUUAGUCCUAUCUGAUUCUCCAAUGGUAUUUCGCACGCGCCAUACAACAUGUGUGCAGCACCGGCCGCUUCUGUUCACCUGCACCAGGAUUCAUACGGAGAUCCGUAUCGCGCACGGAGAGUCACGCACUGAUCUCCGUUAUCCCCCGCCUCUGUGUAGUGCAGCACCAUCGAUGAGCCAGCAGAGGGCGUCACUGCACAGUUCAGUUAUGAGGAAUUCCUGCUCAGUUGUUGUUUUACAGACAGCCAUCGUGUGUGUGUGUGUAGGCGCCCGGCCGGCUGAUAGCAGAGCUGAGAUCGGAGCUUAAGGUGUGUGUGUUUAUCACGCUGCCUGUUUCACUUUUAAACCUUUUAUUUUUAGUUUUCCUUCAGUCGGACGGAUCAGAGCCGCCUGCCUUUAGAAAUCAGUGUGUUACGUCUAGUCUCGUUACCUGUUACUGAUAUUUACUGAGUGUAGAUCAGAUCUGUAAUAUAUAUUUACUUUAUUUUUAAUAAAAGCAGCAUUAUUUUUAUUAUUAAUAAUUAAUAUUUUCCUUUCCAAGAGUUUAAAGUUACUGAUUUCACUGAGUUUCCAUCAUUCAGUGAUUUAGUGGUAAAUAUUUAACAUUCAGCCACCUCUCACUGUUACAACACAUUUAACAUCAGUAUAAUAAAUAAAAGCUUUAAUGUAAUAAUAAAUAAAAGUUUAGAUCUUCAGAUUUAUGGAUUUUUAAGCUGAUUUUUCCCCCCUGCAGACACUACCAUACUAAACUAACUGGCAUCGUGGGUUCAAUAAACAAAACAGAAACACGUAAAGAACCGGGACGAUUAAUCUCACAGCUCUACAGUAUCAGACCUGAGGGGAUUUGAACUAAACUGGGAUUUGAUGCCACUUUUCUGCCUGUUUUUAUUAAGUGCAGCACUUUGUGGACGUGGAAAAGCAAAGGGACGUUUGAGUAGCUUCAUAUUCAGAUGUGUGUGUGUGUGUGUGUGUGUGUGUGUUUAUAAGUCUGUUUUAUUUCUGAUCUUUGGGACUUCUCUCCUUCGCUAUGCAACGUUCUGGACAAUCUGUUUCUCCUUGUUUCCUCUUCGUAGCAGUUCUGAACCACGACACGUUCACUGCAGUAACUUCAUCCUGUCUGAUCACGUUGUGUAAAAAUAAAACACUUAUUUGUAUGGAACUAAUAUAAUAUUAUUGUAUAUCACAAUAUUGUUUGCAAUUUGUAAUGUUAUUCAAUAUAUAAGAUUUUGUACUAUAAUGAGUGAAAUAUUUGAACAGUAUUCAAUUAAAGCAGAAAGAAAGAAUAAAAAUAGUUUCUGUUUU
Messenger RNA from Trichomycterus rosablanca, 2741 nucleotides. It is a transcript of the gene fam219b, whose product is annotated as family with sequence similarity 219 member B. Bases 81 to 596 code for a protein of 171 amino acids. NCBI's taxonomy places the organism in Eukaryota, Metazoa, Chordata, Actinopteri, Siluriformes, Trichomycteridae. The transcript is spliced from 6 exons. The record is from RefSeq and is a predicted model, not a curated record.